ACUGUUUAAAAAAUUAAUUAAAAAUACAGUAGAGGGGGUAAAAAAAAAGCUGCUUUUUUUGUAUGUACAAACCACGUGAGCUAUUCAAAAUGGCCGUCACGAAAAACUAAAAACAGAGAUUUUAAUAGACGUUGAAAAAAAAAAAACAAGUGUUGUUAAAAAAAUAGAUAAUUAAAAAAAUGUCGACAAUGUAUGAAUUAAAACCAAUAAUAAAACAUGAUAGUUUUGUGAAUUUACCAACGUGUAUGUACGAAAUGAAAAAUUUACAUGAAAAUGAAAAAUCAAAACAGGAAUGCAGGAUUGUGUCGAAUGUCACAAAGCAGGUUAACAACUUUCUCAAGACACCACUACCAGAAGUCAUUGAAUUAGAAGCAAGACAAGAAAAAAUAUUAGAAUCACUUGCUGAAUUGAAAAAACAAUUAUCAAAUUUGUUGAAGGAUGUUAAUAAAGAUGACAAAGAAAUUAAGUCUAAAAAUAUUGAAAAAAAUAUUCCUUUGAGUAUUAAAAAAAAAAUAAGGGAACAUGUUAAUGUUGAUGUAACUAUAAAUGUUAAUCCAAAAAAACCAUGUUACUCAAUAAUUGCACUUAAAAAAAUAUGGGAUGAUGUUGAUUUUCCAGUAACAUGUUAUCUAUCAUCUGACAUGAAAGAAUCAGUUGAUAAUAUUUUUAAAAAUACUGAAGAAACUGGAAAACCUGGUGUCAUUAAUAUUUCUCUAAUUUGGAAAACAAAUGUUUCAGACUGUCAGUUGAUUGUCAGUGCACUACAAAAUUAUCCAAUAAUUGGUGAAAUAAAUAUGCUGAGAUAUUUUAGUAGAUUACUUGGUGAAAAUAACGAAAAUAUCAUUGAAACUGAAAAAAUUGAUACUAUUCUUGAUAUAAGCCAUAGCAUUCUAUUUGAGAAUAAUCAAAAAAAUAUCAAUAAUUAUUUAUCAAUUUUGAGCAAAAAAUUAGAUAACAAGGAUAAUUUUUUUACUGGUUUUUAUUAUCCUGGAAUUGCUGAUGUUGCAUUGUGGUCAACAAUAAAACAAGUUAAUCCAAAAUUACCUGAAAAUAUUAAAAAAUGGUUUAAUAAAUGUGAAAAAUACUUUUUAUAAUUUAUAUAUUUUUUAUAUAUUUAAUAAAAUUUUCAUUUUAAUUAAAUGCAAUAACAUUUAUUGAUGCAAAAAAAAACAAUAAA
Aphidius gifuensis is the source of this 1177-nucleotide messenger RNA. RefSeq names its product aminoacyl tRNA synthase complex-interacting multifunctional protein 2 (gene AIMP2). The coding region runs from base 180 to 1094 and encodes 304 amino acids. Lineage: Eukaryota; Metazoa; Arthropoda; Insecta; Hymenoptera; Braconidae. The record is from RefSeq and is a predicted model, not a curated record. The transcript has 4 exons. Gene Ontology annotation, cellular component: aminoacyl-tRNA synthetase multienzyme complex.